Molecule: messenger RNA, 897 nt
Organism: Parnassius apollo (apollo)
Lineage: Eukaryota; Metazoa; Arthropoda; Insecta; Lepidoptera; Papilionidae
Source: the annotation of a GenBank genome assembly
AUGGUUUGCUGUUCAUCUGGGUUGUCCAAAGCAUGCGGCGUACUCCACCAGAGGCGGGUGCCGAUUGCUGGGCCCGCGAAGACCCUGCCGACACCAAGCCAGCUGUCCAGCGUACUUGUAUAUAGAGGAAUAAUAAUAUCAGAAAAAGUUUCAAUAACGGACAAAAUUUCUCAAGAUAAUGAAAGAACGGAAGUAGCUGAUGGAAGAAUAGUCGGUGGCCGCAACGCUACGUGUGAGGAGUUCCCUCACCAAGUCAGCUUCAUUGUGAAUAACUCUUAUUUCUGCAGUGCAUUUUUCAUCAGUGAUAGAUUUUGUUUGACAGCAGCACAUUGCACGCAAAACGUUGAUCCAACCACUGUAGUGCUUAGGUCAGGAAGCACUUUCCGUACAAAUGGUACUAUCAUACCAAUAAUUGAAGUAACUCCUUAUCCGGACUACGACAACCCACCAUUUGAUAAAGACGUGGCCGUCAUGAAGACAGCAGAGUCAGUCGAGUUCAAUUCCUGCACACAGCCGAUAAAGUUACCACCGAAAGGCCUAACUGCGAAGUCUGGAACAGUUAUGACCGUAAGCGGAUGGGGACGUACUCAGCAAGGUGCUUCUAGUAUUCCCGAACGACUAAUGGCAGUUAAUCUAACGGUGGUGGAUCACACACUAUGUCAAACUGCAUAUUUUUCGGUAAACAUCACCGAAAAUAUGCUUUGCGCCGGUAAUUUCUUCUUUGGCGGAAAGAGCACAUGUCAGGGUGAUUCCGGAGGAGUUGGUGUAAUCGACGGUGUAGCCAGAGGAAUCGUGUCAUUUGGACGUGGAUGUGGGCAGCCAUUAUCACCGAGUGUGUUCACCGACAUCUCAGCUCCGGCUAUGAGAGACUUUAUUACUAAACACACGGGACUGUAG